Molecule: messenger RNA, 1737 nt
Organism: Pyrgilauda ruficollis (rufous-necked snowfinch)
Lineage: Eukaryota; Metazoa; Chordata; Aves; Passeriformes; Passeridae
Gene: LHFPL7
Product: transmembrane protein 211
Exons: 4
Coding region: 1-1047 (348 amino acids)
Cellular component (GO): membrane
Source: RefSeq, a predicted model, not a curated record
AUGCGGACAGAGCCGCAGCGCUGCCGCACACUUGGCCGGUGCGUUCAGCUGCAGGAGCGGAUCUGCCAUCGCUGCCGCAGCACUCCGGGCGCGCACCAGGAGAGGAGCUGCCGGAGCGGAGCCGCAGCAUCGCCGUCUGCGGGCACGGAGGGAGGGUUAAAAAUACCGCCGCUAAUUGACCGCAGCAACAACCCGACCCUUUCGGGGCCGCUGCAGCGGGCGGAGAAUCGCCGUGAGCGCCCCGAGCAGCGGGCGCCAGGUGACCCCGCUCCCCCGCCCCGGAUUCCCCCCGCCCGCCGCGGGUGUCGCAACCGCGCCCGUCCUCAGCCGCGCCCCGCGGGGGGGGCGGCGCGGGGAGCGCGCAGGGAGCGCGCAGGGAACGCGCAGGGAGCGCGCAGGGGCGCGGGCAGNCCGGUGGCGGGCGCGGGGGCGGCGCGGGGCGCGGGCUCCCUGCCCCGCCGGCGCACCAUGUGCAGCGGCGUCGGCUGCUUCUGGGCGCUGCUCUCCGCCGGCCUCCUGGCCGCCUGCGCCGCCGCCUUCCUCUCGCCGGCCUGGCUGCUGCCGCCCGGCCGAGCCGCCGCCGGUUUCGGCUUGCUCUGGCGCUGCGCCGGGCCGCCCCGCGGCUGCCACGGCUCCGCCGGCCCCGGCGGCUUCGGAGACAUCCCCUCCGGUUCCUGGCAGACGAGCGCUGUGCUGUGUGCGGGCGGCUGUGCCCUGCUGGCCCUCAGCUCCCUGCUGGCCAUCGUCGCUGUCGUGCUGCCCGGCGGAGCCUGCGAGCGCCGAGUCUGCACCCUGGCUGGCUACAUGCAGACAGCAGCAGUGUUCAUAAUGGCUUCUGGGCUUUUGGUUUACCCUUUUGGUUUCAACUCUGCUACUGUGAAGAGAUUCUGUGAGAACUCAGACAUCUACUAUGCAGGAGACUGCCAGAUUGGAUGGGGGUACAUGCUGGCAAUUGUUGGGGUCAUGUUGUCUGUCUUUUUACCAUUCUUUGCAAAAUAUGCACCAAAAGAGCACAUAUCUCCAACUCCAAUACCUACUAUUUUAUAGUAUUUUAUUACUGUCUAAGAACAGAACAUUCCUGUCUACACUAAUGGGCAGAAAUUAUUGAAGCACUUCCAGUUGGCUGUGUUGCUAAAGAGAGGAGAGGAGAUGGGGAAGAGAAGGUCAGAUUGACAAAGACUAAAAGUGCAUUGAAAGUCUUCCGUAAGCACGAGCAGCGAACGCUCUGGAAUUGAAAUAGGAUUGAUCAGCAGCCUUUACACUGCUCUAAACAGAUAAUGGCAUACUGCCUUAGACAAAAAAAUAAUCAGUUUAUCCUCAAAACAUCUGUCUACCUCCCAGUUUCUUUUGUGUUUCAAAAUUGUGAGUCUUAAAAGCUUCAAUUCACUUUUGAUAUAUUGUGAAAUGUCAGAACUUUUAUGAACCCAGUAACUUUAAAAUCAAUAAUGAUAUUUUGUUACAAUCAUUUUGAUUAGUGAAAAAGCACCUACUAGUAGCCACAGCCUAAAAUUAAGAUUGAUAGGUUGAAAACUGUAUACAAGAAAAGUUUCUUUUUAAUCUAUAUAUAUUAGCAGCACCUGCAUAUUUUAAAGUUCUGGGCACAGUUUUUACUUCUGCUCUAAUUGCCAAGAUAUAGAGACAUCUUCAUGAAGUCUUGGGUAAAACUGAAAUUUCUUUUUUUUCUGAGAGGUCAACUACUUCCAAAGGCUUCAUGACGAUUUAAUACUUUAACAACAG